AUGGCACGGUUCCCUGUGGUUUUGGAUACCGCGGAACAUCGGGCCGCCGCCACCGCAGACACCGUGGCCCCGGCUGCUGUCCCAUCACUGGCGACCGCUGCAAUGGGCAGCCGGCUACACACCACCCACUGCAGCCGCAUAUCAAGGGCGACGGCACAUUCCGCCCCGGCUCGAGCCCUGCAGCACGUCAUCGGCGAAGCAGCUAUCCCGCCGCAGCUCGAGCCCAGCAACACCAACAGCAACGCGCAAGUUGCUUCGGCUGCAGCACCGCAGCACGUCAUCGGCGAGGUCGCAUUCCCGCCCCGGCUCGAGCCCUGCAGCACAUCAUCGGUGAAGCAGCAAUCCCGCCGCAGCUCGAGCCCCGCAUCACCAACAGCAACGCGCAAGUUGCUUCGGCUGCCGCACCUCAGCACAUCAUCGACGAGGUCGCAAUCCCGCCAAGGCUCGAGUCCGCCUCAUCAUCGGCAACCCGCAGGUUGCUUUGACUGCAGCACGGCAGCAUGUCAUCGGCGAGGUCGCAUUCCCGCCGCGGCUCGAGCCCCGCAUCACCAACGGCGACACGUAAGUCGCCUCGGCUGCAACGCAGCAGCCUCGCAUCAUAGGCGACGACACAUUCCGCCUCACCUGCAGCAAACCCAGCACGUCCAGCCAGAGACGCCAUCGCUGUGGCCGGCCAUUGCUGUCGCCGGUCAUGGCCCUGCCGGCGUAGCAGCGACGCUACAACCCGAGGACAGCGAACGCGGCAUCAUCGCCGCCGCCCCGGGACAACGGUGCACCAUAGCAGACGCUCCCGAGGACAGCGAACGCGGCAUCAUCGCCGCCGCCCCGGGACAACAGCUCAUCAUCAACAGUCGCAACUCGCGGAACGCGAACGCGGCAUCAUCGCAGCUGCCCCGGGAACAUGAGCGCAGCAGCAUCACGAUUCCCACUACGUACCAUCGGUCGAAGGGUGUCACCACGCUGGUAUUCCGUUGUGGAAUACCACCCGCGUCGGUUCGACCCUUCGGUUAUUAA
Messenger RNA from Anopheles coluzzii, 1014 nucleotides. RefSeq lists its product as uncharacterized. The coding region runs from base 1 to 1014 and encodes 337 amino acids. NCBI's taxonomy places the organism in Eukaryota, Metazoa, Arthropoda, Insecta, Diptera, Culicidae. The record is from RefSeq and is a predicted model, not a curated record. The transcript is spliced from 2 exons.